Molecule: messenger RNA, 1917 nt
Organism: Hemiscyllium ocellatum (epaulette shark)
Lineage: Eukaryota; Metazoa; Chordata; Chondrichthyes; Orectolobiformes; Hemiscylliidae
Gene: neto1l
Product: neuropilin (NRP) and tolloid (TLL)-like 1, like
Exons: 10
Coding region: 1-1626 (541 amino acids)
Molecular function (GO): protein binding
Source: RefSeq, a predicted model, not a curated record
AUGGUCCAUGGGUAUCAGCACGGAUUGUUCCACGUUGUAUCAAGUCUCAUCCUGCUAGGACUCUGUGUGUCAACAAAAAAGACAUCAGACAAACCAACCUCUUCAAAAUCAGUGCAAUGUGGCUCUUGGAUCAAGAAUCCAGAUGGUGGCUUCUUCACAUCUCCCAAUUAUCCAAACAAGUACCCUCCUGACAGAGAGUGCAUAUAUAUCAUUGAAGCUGCACCGAGACAAAGCAUUGAACUUUACUUUGAUGAAAAGUACUCCAUUGAACCUUCUUGGGAAUGCAAAUUUGACCAUAUCGAGGUGCGGGAUGGACCUUUUGGAUUUUCUACUGAGAUUGGACGUUACUGUGGUCAAAAUAUUCCACCUUUUAUAACAUCUUCGGGUAGAUAUUUAUGGAUUAAAUUUGUUGCUGAUGGUGAGCUCGAAUCUAUUGGAUUUCUGGCAAGAUAUAACUUUAUACCAGAUCCUGAAUUUGCACAUCUUGGUGCCCUGAAACCAUUGCCAGCAUGUGAGUUUGAAAUGGGAGGACCUGAGGGGAUCAUUGAAUCAAAACAAGUUGUGCAGGAAGGCAAAGCCAAUCCCACGGAGGCAGUUGAUUGUAAAUGGUACAUUCGAGCGCCACCAAAAUCCAAGAUUUACUUGAGAUUUCUUGACUACGAGAUGGAGAAUUCAAAUGAGUGUAAACGCAAUUUUGUGGCAAUAUAUGAUGGAAGCAAUGCAGUGGAGGACCUUAAAGCCAAAUUCUGCAGCACUGUAGCCAAUGAUUUGAUGCUUCGCACAGGGAUAGGCGUCAUUCGCAUGUGGGCUGAUGAGGGAAGUCGGAGCAGUCACUUCCAGAUGCUUUUCACAUCCUUUCAAGAACCCCCCUGUGAUGGUAGCGCAUUCUUUUGUCACAGCAACAUGUGCAUCAACAACACAUUGGUCUGCAAUGGUGUUCAAAACUGCGUAUAUCCUUGGGAUGAGAAUCACUGUAAAGAGAAAAGAAAGGCUAACCUAUUGGACCAGCUUACCAACACCAGUGGGACUAUAAUUGGGAUCACAUCUUUCAUUGUGAUUAUUCUCAUAGUUAUCUCUGUAAUAGUUCAGAUCAAACAGCCACGCAAAAAAUACGUCCAAAGAAAACCAGACUUUGACCAAACAGUUUUUCAGGAGGUUUUUGAGCCUACGCAGUAUGAACUCUGUUCACUAAAAGGAAAAGGGGCUGCAGCUGAUCUAGGGGACAUUGUCGAUGACUUUGAGAAUUACCAUAAACUGAGGCGAUCAUCUUCUAAAUGCAUUCACGACCAUCACUGUGGUUCCCAGAUAUCAAGCAUUAAAGGUAGCCGUAGUAACCUCAGCACUCGGGAUGCGACCAUCCUCUCAGAUAUACAGCCACAGCCGGUGAAGCCCAGCGUCCAGUCAUUAAGCAGGCGGAGUAUCCUAGUCAUGAAGCACAGCUACUCACAGGACGCAGCAGAUGCAUGUGAUAUUGAUGAAAUCGAAGAAGUUCCAACUACGAGUCACAGGCUGUCCGGAAAUGAUAAGUCGGUCCAGCGACUGCUUGAGAAUAAUGUGCUGCUGGAUGAUUUUGAACAUGCAUCAAAGAAUUUUGAAAUUGUGGACCUUGGACAUACACCAGCAUGAGUCUCUCGGACAUCAGUUUAUCGACUGUUUCCUGAACCAAAUGUAGAUGUGCAAUAAUAAUGUAAAGACCAGUCUUUGUGUAGCCUUUUGUUUGAGCUACAAUCGGAUCCAGGAUGGUACAAAUAUCUAUACUGUAUAUCUGUUUAAGACAAAUACAGGCAGAAGAUCAAGUGCAAUGGUGGAAGACCAAGGAUCCAGAACAAUGUAACUCAGCACUGAGGAUUAACUCCUCAAAUGCAAAAUAAAUAAAACUAUAAUAUGUCCAGAUUGGAGCACUAUAGAAUCCAGGCA